Messenger RNA from Batrachochytrium dendrobatidis JAM81, 366 nucleotides. Its product is annotated as chromatin modification protein. Gene Ontology annotation, cellular component: transcription factor TFIID complex; SAGA complex. Gene Ontology annotation, molecular function: transcription coactivator activity; protein heterodimerization activity; RNA polymerase II general transcription initiation factor activity. Gene Ontology annotation, biological process: DNA-templated transcription initiation; RNA polymerase II preinitiation complex assembly. NCBI's taxonomy places the organism in Eukaryota, Fungi, Chytridiomycota, Chytridiomycetes, Rhizophydiales. The transcript has 2 exons. The annotation marks the transcript as partial. The record is from RefSeq and is a predicted model, not a curated record.
CCCCGUGAUGCAAAACUAAUAUCUCUUAUUUUGCAGGCAGCUGAAGUUGAUGACUAUGAACCAAGAAUCAUUCCACAACUACUCGAGUUUGCACAUAGAUAUGUACAGGAUGUAUUGCAAGAUUCGCAAGUCUUUGCUGAUCAUGCGGGUCACAAGGAUCUAGAAGUGGAUGAUAUUCGACUGGCUAUUGAAAGUCGAGUAGCGCAUUCAUUCACUGGACCACCUUCUCGAGAAACUAUGAUGGAACUGGCUGAAAAGAAAAACUGCAUUCCACUACCUUUGAUUCCAGAAAAGUUUGGACUCCGUCUUCCCCCUGAACGUAACACACUCACCAAGGCAAACUUUCAAAUUGUACCAAAGGUAAGC